Molecule: messenger RNA, 1350 nt
Organism: Trichoderma reesei QM6a
Lineage: Eukaryota; Fungi; Ascomycota; Sordariomycetes; Hypocreales; Hypocreaceae
Exons: 2
Coding region: 371-1237 (288 amino acids)
Source: RefSeq, a predicted model, not a curated record
GCAGAACGGCUCAAGCUUCGGUUUUAGCUUAUUGCGCAAUAGUAUGCGAUUUCGCCUCCCCGUCUGUGUGGUCAUCAGAUAAUCAUACCGACGACUCAUCGAAUCUUUGCCGACCACGAUAAACGCGCAGCCAUUGACUGGACCAAGUACCUCCUUUACAUACCUAGGUACCUAGGUAACACUGGGCUGAACCCUUAACCGCCCCCCCUGCCAGGAUAUCAAGAAGCGGCCGUUCCCUCCCUCCCUCGACCCGCCUGGCGAGGCUUCAUCUUCUCUUCUGGCUCCUGGUUCUGGUUCUGGUCCUAGUCUUGACUCUACCUACCUACCUAUUGAACAAUUCGUCUUGCCUCCAUCAACCAAUACACCAGCAAUGACAACGUACGGCACCGCCAACGGCACCGCCAACGGCACCGCCAAUGGCUCGGCAGCCGUGCCCAACGGCGUCCGCGGCGACGAGGAGCAGCCGCUGCUGCGCUCGCCCACCAAGCCGCGGUCCGCCGUGUCCCGGCUGCGCAGGCUGAUGACGGCCGAGGUGUCGCGAUCGUGGGCCGACAUUGUGCUGCUGCUGUGCUACGUCGUCACGGGGCUGCUGGACAGCGCGUCGACGCAGGUCUGGGGCGCCUUUGUGUCGAUGCAAACGGGAAACACCGUCUACGUCGGCCUCGGCCUCGCCUCGCUCAUCUACCCCCCGACCAACGCCCGCCUCUACAAGUCGGGCAUCUCGCUCGCCUGCUUCUGCGUCGGAUCCUUCCUCUUCGCCCGCUUCCACCGCUACUUCUCGCCCAAGCGCCGCUGGGUCCUCUGCGUCUCCUUCGCCGCCCAGACGCUCUUCAUCGUCGCCGCCGCCCUCAUCGUCACCCUGACGACGCCCUCGCCCGACAAGGACCACGUCGGCUGGACCGUCCUCGCGCCCCUCGCCCUCGUCGCCUUCCAGAGCUGCGGCCAGGCCGUCACCAGCCGCGCCCUCAAGUACAACGCCCUCACCAGCGUCGUCCUCACCAGCAUCUACUGCGACCUCUUCUCCGACCAGGACCUGUUUGCCUUUCAAAACGCCGAGAGGAACCGGCGGGCGGCGGCGCCUACGCUCUUGCUUAUUGGCGCUGUCGUGGGCGGCAUCUUUUCGCACAGCUCCUUUGGCAUUGCGGGUGCGUUGUGGACGGCCGCCACGCUCAAGGCGCUCAUGGUGGUCGCAUGGUUCUUCUGGCCGGCUGAGCCUUCAGAAGACGACGAGGAGUAGACUGGAAGGCGCUUCGGUUCAUUUCAAAUCUCAGCAUAGGGGCGUUGGAGGGGGUUUUGGAGGAGGGGCAUCAGCGUCAAGCAUUUACUGUAGUACAGUCAGUCAGUCGUGGC